CGAACACUCAGCCUUCGUUUUGGGGUCCAGCUGUGCCGUUUGUGGCUCAUCCAGAUGUUUGUGUGUAAGAUUAAAUCUGUGAUUGUCGGCAAAGUUUACUCCUGAUGUGGUCGCGCAGGUGCGUAAACGCGUAAAGAGUGGAACCGUGGCUUUGCGCGUAAAAUGUGAUGUGGUGGAAGCGCGGGGUAGACGUGGGUGGAUGCGCUGUUUUGUUUUGGGAUUUUUUUUGGCAUGUCUUGGCAUCCGUCCUCCUCACCGCAGUGCCCGUGCACAUCAUCAGCAGUUUGCCCUGGGAGGCAGCGAGCACUUAUGAGCCAUGUGUUGCUCUCAGUGUCGCUUGAAUCGAAUGAGGAGAUCCACAGAGCGUAACGUUGGCCCGGAGGAGGGCUCAGGCAACGUUUUCAGGGAAGCACGGGGAACGGGUCAGACCAGUACCGAGGAGCGACUCAGCUGCUGCAGCUGCGGCGUGUCGGUGCGUCACUCCGCCGACCUGUCACUGCGCACUUCUUCCUUUUUCAGCCGUCGAUCUAUUUUGCAGCGAAACACUUCCUCCAUACCAGUCAGUGUGUAACACAACUCACCAUCCUCACCCAGCACCUUGUAAUAAGCAAAAUUACCUUUGAGUCGCCUUCAGGGCCAAUUUUCCUGGUUAAAGCGCGAAAGUUUACGCUCUCUGCUUCUUGUUUGCGUGUCUGUUUCCACAGCUUAUGUGGCACUGUAACACAACAUUACACACACACUCAGCUGGCGCUUUAGGUACCCUAAGGGACAGCUUCCACACUUUAAACACACAUGCUCAGAGAAAUCAAACCGGUUAGGUUGUGUAAACUUAGAGAUUUCUUUUUCUUUUUGGGGUUGAACCAGCCUCUGUCGUGUUAGAUAACGCCUGCUUAAAUGUGAGUAUCUGCUUGUUAACAUUUUAACCAUUUCCAGUCCAAAUGCUCAAUUAGCCCUCAAAAUCUAUCAAACGCUGAGGUGCCUGAGCGUUAAAAAGGUUCAGCUAUAAUAAAAUAAUGAGUGUGGCUUUGCUCCCUGGUGUUUAACAUCCAGAGAUGCAUGAAAACGAGGAUUUAUGAGCUUUAGCUAAGCAAGAAGGUAGAUUUUAAAGAUGAUAUGCUGUGUUCUGACUGAAGUAUGUAACGCUGGAUGGACACAGAGGCAGAAGGGCUCUGGGUAUGGUAGUUGGCAGCUUAUGAUGUGUGCGUGAUGCAGCUAACAGGGCUGAGAGGCUGAGAUAAACAUAUUAGCACAGCUAAGGCAGAGGAGGUUAAAGGUCCCUGAAAAAUGACCAAACUCGAGUCAAGAGAGUGUCUGCAACAUGAGCUCAGUCAUUAAUAUGCUGCUGCAUGAUUUGAAUUAUGAAAAAGUCCUGAUCCUAAGCUUAAUGUCCACACUGAAAGUGUUCAAACAUUUGAUGCUGUCAUAUAAACGAUGAGUUUUUAGAAACUUAAAGACAUCCUGCUCAUAAAUAAUCCCUUUAAAAGGCUGAAAACACAGAGAAUAGCUAAACAGGUUUUGGAAGUUCAUGUUUGCUCAGAAAAAUGAGACACACGACGAAAGGCUCAUCCAAAGCAGGAAACGUGGUCGAUACGUCAUCACUUUACAAACAGAUUGCAUGUCUGAUAUAGUCCGCACUUUUUCAGCAGUGUUGCUGUGUCCAGAGUGAGUGUGUCACAGCAUUGUGAGUGUAUAGUAUCUAAACUAAGCAGAAUAUCAGGUGAAACCAUUUGAGUUGAGAUAAUAAGCUUUUUUCUCUUUAACCUGCAAGUGGGUUAAUAUAUGAGGCCAGCUGUAAGGUACUUUUAUAGGGAACUGGAUCAUUAGUGUUCCAAAAAUAUCUAUAUGUAAAGAAGUUUGACAUUAUACACUCAGAUUGCUUUAAAGUUUCCACUUUUCACGACUGCAAUGUGAUAGUUUGCUGUGACCUGUGGAUGAUGGACCUGGAAUAGAAAGAUUUACUGCUGCAGAACGUGACUGAUGCAUAAAUGACAUUCAGUGUUAAACAAACAGAACCAUCAAAAAGUCACAAAUGACCCCACCUGGUUAUUUAAGCGUAUUUAAACAGUACCUGUAGUUCGUAAUCAAAAUAGUUAAUUCAACGUUUAAGUUCACCACCACCUUCCUGUUUUUAAAAGAUUCCAGUGUUUAAGGUUUCACAGUUCAGAAAGCCUGCAGAGAGUUCCUUUUAACAGAGUUGCAUCAUCGCUGCUGCUGCAAGAUUGUUGUGGGGCAACAAAAUUACAGUUCAGGUCAGUGAUGAAGUUUGUUGAGACACUGCUAGGAUGCGAUGAGAUGGACAGGAAGUGUAAGCAGGAAGUCUGAAGACAAGUGCGGGAAAAGUGACACGCGGUUUCUUUUCUUGUUGUGUUGUUUCACACAGACCUGCUUCUCCAGUGUGUCGGAGGGUUUUAUUUUUGUUGGUCUGAUUUAAACGAAGCAGAGUUGACUCGCUCGCUUCCAUAGAGACUGUCGAGGCUGAUUAAUAGGACCGGCUUGUACGCAGGUGAGCCCCGGGCUCCAGACUGAGUGCUAGCCAUGCUGCAGCAGAUUGAGCCAUCGUCCAGCACCCUGCAGCUGGUUGCCAGUGAUAUGAGCGACAUCAUGGACAACCUGGACACCCGCGAUCUCGACUUAGGCGAUGGAGAUUAUGACACGACAGACACCAACGCACCUGCAGAGGGUUUGCCUUUUAAAGAGAUUUACAACACAGUGGGUUUCAAGGAGACAGAGGCCAAAGUCUACCUUUCCUCUCCCAUCACUGUCAAAAUCCUGGAGGUGGAGCGUUUCACCUCAGUUCAGGACCGCUUCAACCUCACCACGCAGAGGAGCGUCAACAAGUCAAUGCCAGCUGUGUAUAAAAUUGAGAUGAAACAUGGAGAGUUUACAUGGUUGGUGAAGAGGAAGGAGAAGCACUUCAUCGAUCUCCACAGAGAACUGAGAACAUACAAGACCUUCAUGAAGAUUCCACUUCCACGCAGUCACACGGUGAAGAGGAACAUACCGUUGAGGAGUGAGGUGAGCCAGAUCCCAGAACUCCCCAGAGGAGGCGAUGGCGAACUGGACAGAGGAGUUUCCAGUCGAAGGAAACAACUGGAAGAUUACUUGAAUACUGUGCUAGCGAUGCAGAUGUAUAGGAACUACCACGCUACGAUGGAGUUCAUUGAUGUUAGUCAAUUGUCUUUCAUUCACGACCUGGGACCAAAAGGACUAGAGGGAAUGGUGCUGAAGAGAUCCGGCGGCCAUCGGAUCCCCGGCAUGAACUGCUGUGGUCGCAGCAGAAUGUGCUACCGCUGGUCCAAACGCUGGUUGGUGGUGAAGGACUCGUUUUUGCUGUACAUGAAGAUGGAUUCAGGCGCCAUCUCCUUUGUAAUGCUGUUUGACAAAGAGUUUGGCAUCAAGAUGGACUCCAAGGACACAGAUACCAAACACGGCGUCCGUGUGGACAGUCUCUCCAGGUCUUUGGUGCUCAAGUGCAACAGCUACAGACAUGCCCGCUGGUGGGGUCAGUCCAUUGAAGGCUUUGUCCAGAAGCAUGGCUCAGCCUUCCUCAAAGAUCACCGCUUUGGAUCUUUCGCUAGAGUGGAAGUGAACAUCCCUGCCAAAUGGUACGUGAACGGGAAAACAUACAUGGAGGAUGUGGCCAAUGCUCUCGAAGAAGCCAAGGAGGAAAUCUUUAUCACCGACUGGUGGCUGAGUCCAGAGAUCUUUUUGAAAAGGCCAGUUGUUGAAGGAAACCGAUGGCGUCUCGACUGCAUACUAAAACGCAAAGCGCAACAAGGAGUUCGAAUCUUUGUGAUGCUCUACAAGGAGGUGGAGUUAGCUCUGGGCAUUAACUCAGGAUACAGCAAGAGAACACUGCUGCGCCUCCACCCCAACAUCAAGGUGAUGCGCCACCCAGACCACGUCUCCUCCGCUGUGUACCUGUGGGCGCAUCAUGAGAAGAUCAUCGUCAUUGAUCAGUCGGUGGCCUUUGUGGGUGGGAUUGACCUUGCUUAUGGACGUUGGGAUGACAGGGAACACCGGCUCACCGAUGUUGGGAGUGUGACGCUCUCUCACUUGGAGCAGGCUGCAGCUGCCUCUCCCAGCAUGGCUGCCCAAGCCAACGGCAGUGGUACGUUUUCCCAGAGCAACGGAAAAGGCGUAUUCACUGUGGCAGACUCGAUGGACCAGCCAAGGCUAAAGAGUCACGGGAGGUUGAGGAGGACCAGGAUGAGCAUCAGAAGACACCUGCAGAAACACGGGCUGGCCCAUCCCGAUAGCGACAGCGACCUGGAGCACGAAGAGUCCUCUGACCCAGUGCAAAAUGAGCCUGCGGGGGUCGGAGAGUUGCAUGGGAACACGCGAUUCUGGCACGGGAAAGACUACUGCAACUUUGUGCACAAGGACUGGAUUCAGCUAGAUAAGCCUUUCGAUGAUUUCAUAGACAGGCACAAAACUCCCAGAAUGCCUUGGCAUGACAUCGCCUCAGUGGUUCAUGGGAAAGCAGCUCGGGAUGUGGCCAGACAUUUCAUCCAGCGGUGGAAUUUCACUAAGCUUGUGAAGCCAAAGUACCGCUCCCUGUCAUACCCAUAUCUGCUGCCCAAAUCUCACACCACUGCUGGAGAACAGCGAUACCAAGUCCCCAACUGCAUCCCCACCAAAGUACAGAUCCUGCGCUCAGCUUCAGAUUGGUCUGCUGGCAUCAAAUACCAUGAAGAGUCCAUCCACAAUGCCUACGUCCACGUCAUCAAGAACAGCCAGCACUUCAUCUACAUAGAGAAUCAGUUCUUCAUCAGCUGUGCCGACAACAAAUAUGUUUUCAACCAGAUAGGAGACGCGAUUGCAGAGCGCAUCAUUCGUGCGUACAGGGAGGGUAAAACGUAUCGCGUUUAUGUGGUGACGCCGCUGUUGCCGGGAUUUGAAGGAGACAUCAACACUGGAGGCGGCAGCGCCAUCCAGGCUGUCAUGCACUUCAACUACAGGACCAUGAACAGAGGAGACCACUCCAUCAUUUCCCAGCUCAAGAAAGAGAUGGGAGAUAACUGGAUAAACUACAUCUCCAUCGCUGGUCUGAGGACUCACACUGAUCUGGAGGGGAAGCUCGUCACUGAGCUCAUCUAUGUCCACAGCAAGAUGCUAAUCGCGGACGACAACACCGUCGUCAUCGGUUCUGCCAACAUCAACGACCGGAGCAUGCUGGGAAAGCGGGACAGCGAGGUGGCGGUGAUCGUGGAGGACUCGGAGAUGGUGGACUCGGUGAUGGACGGAGAGCCGUACAAGGCGGGAAAAUACGCCCUGCAGCUCCGGCUCGAGUGCUUCAAGACGAUCCUCGGCACUUACACAGAUCCCACCAUCGAUGUUUCGGAUCCAAUCAGCGAUCACUUCUACAAGGAGGUCUGGAUGUCCACCAGCGCUCGCAACGCCUCCAUCUACCAGCGAGUUUUCCGCUGUCUGCCAUCCAGCGACGUCCGUAACAUAAUGGAGUUGGAGGGCUACCUGGCCAAGGCCGGCCUGGACAAGGAGGACCCGGCUCGGGCUCAGGAGGAGCUGAAGAAGAUCCGUGGCUUCCUCGUUCAGUUUCCUCUUCAGUUCCUGUCUGAACAAAACCUGCUUCCACCCAUCGGCUCCAAGGAGGCUAUGGUGCCCAUGGAGGUCUGGACCUGAGGCAGAGGGGGCACGUCUGUGUUCGUUGAGUGGAAGGUGGAUAGAAAACACUCUGACGCCAUUCUGGAGGUCUGACGGGGCUCUGACCAAAAACAGAUGAGGUCAUGCUGGAGCUUUUUAAAUGUUAUGAUCUCUGUUUCACAUCAUAGAUUAUAGCUCAUGAUUGCAUGUUAAGAAGACAGCAUCUCCCUGAGUUGAGACUCUCCACAAACACACAGACCGAUGUCAAAAAUGCUGACAUGUUCACAGAGAGCAGAGACUGGAAAAAUGAAGUAAUCAUAGAUAAAAUCAUACAUGAAGUUUAAAGGAUAAAUAAAUGUAUUGACAACAGGCAAUUUAUGUGAUUUAAAUAGAUUACCUGGCAGCCUCAACAGGCGUGCCACAGGAAAACAGGUGUGGUCAAAACCGUUUAAAAUGGUUGUGUCACACAAGGAAAUCACAGAAAUCGGAGAUUAUUUAGAAACACCUACUAAUUACUGUGAUGAGCUUUAAGCUGCAGCUUUAGAGGAAUGUCUGCCCUUAAGGCAGAAAUAUUUCUGGAUACUCAUGUCAAUAAAGCAGGAACUAAAAUGCGGUCAGUUCCCCAAAUUUUGUCCAAGCAGGCUUUUGUGUGUUUGUUCAAACCCACAUUUGUUUGAGUUACACUAAUCUGAAAAAGCUCUAAUAAGCUCCAGUUUCUAAACGAAUAUACGAGACCACACCUGACUAUACACACUUAGCAGCCACAACAUUAAACCUUCUGACAGGUGAAUCACAUCUUGUGAAAAAACAGUGCUUUGCUGAGAAGCUUUGAGUUCUGGCAUCCCAUCAAAAGAUAGUUGCAGACUAAAUGCAUACACCCUUUUAUGUUACCAACACUCCCUGACAGCAGCGGUCUCGUCCCAGCAUGAUGAAACAUGACGCAAAACCUUCCCGGGAACACGAUCUCCACCUAGAGGCCAAAACUUCUAAUCUUCACUAAAAUCUGGUCGACCAUCAGCAGGAUGAGCCAGAGCAGGCAGAGCAAUCAAUGCAGCCCACAUUAUUAAAGGACAGUCAUUAGGGUCGGGCAUGGACCUCAAGUCCUGGGCAGUUUUUGCUUUGUGGAGGAGACCACUGCUGUUGCAACAGGUGGUAGCAUGUUGAUGUGCAUGAGCUUGGUCUGCAGAAAUCGUGAUACAUACCAGGGCCCUGGGGCAGAAUCUUUAAUUGCAUCAAAAUUACAAAUGUUAUUCAUUUAAACUGCCAGGACUUCUGUUCUCACAGCCUGGGGUGACCACAUUAUGACUGCCCCCACUUUGUGACAUCAUACAGAGCCAAUAGUGGAAACAUUUUUAUAAACGGAGGGUUUGGAGCAGUGUGAGUUUUGGGCUCAGCCAUGUUUAACAUGACUAUCCACCAUCUGAUUUAUGACAGAAGGUGGACAGACCUAAAUGUUGUGGCUCUUUGGUGUGUGUUACUUUCUGUGUUUAGUAGCUCCAAAAACCAGAAUUGACUCUUUGUUACAGACAUACAGCAGUUUUGUUUACAGCCUUGUAAACGUCACCUCCAGCAUGGCGUCAGCUGUGAUGUAACAUCUAUGAACCUAACCUUACAAUGUUCAAAGACUGAGAGAGACUCCACAGCUUCCCAGAGCUCAUAUGUGCACACAGGUUGCUUCUGAACAGAAGCAACAGACAUGGGCGUACAAACCAGCAACAGAGGGAGCGAUGGACUCUACAGUGCCUGAAAAUCUAGGCCUCGUGUUUACAGGAAAAAAUGAAAUUCCCCUGUCACCGUGAAGCUAUUACUCUACCUUUUUUGUUUGUUUUUUAAGUACAGCUUGAGCCUCCGUUCUCUAACAACACUAUGCAACGUCCAGCUCUGACUCUUCUGCUUUCAAAAGACACUAAAUCGUUAAAUCCAGCAGAGCAGAGGCGGGGAUGAAGAGCCGGAUCGAGCUGUCGGGCGUCUCUGCACAUGUUUUCCUUUUAAACUCGUCUCAUGUGGCUGCUUUUAAUAUUUAUGUCAAACAGGAAAUCAAACGUGCCAAAGAUGACGGACUGUACGCUGAUGUUAACACACAUUCCUCAUACUGUGGAUUCUGCAUGACUUAAGCCUCAAGUGACCUACGUUUAUACCAGCUGUACUGAUAUAGCUCUAUGUUGCUGGUUUCUAAUUUCCUAAUAAUAAUUUUCUGGAAACCACUACUGUAACUUGGUGAUUGGGGGAUUUAAAUAAUAAUAAAUAUUAAUUUAUUACUUGUGUGUAA
Haplochromis burtoni (Burton's mouthbrooder) is the source of this 7873-nucleotide messenger RNA. RefSeq names its product phospholipase D1b (gene pld1b). Gene Ontology annotation, biological process: cell motility; intracellular signal transduction; regulation of microvillus assembly. Gene Ontology annotation, molecular function: phosphatidylinositol binding; D-type glycerophospholipase activity. Lineage: Eukaryota; Metazoa; Chordata; Actinopteri; Cichliformes; Cichlidae. Bases 2536 to 5643 code for a protein of 1035 amino acids. The transcript has 26 exons. The record is from RefSeq and is a predicted model, not a curated record.